UUUAGGUACAUCGGCUAGGUACAUCGGCCGAAAUGGGUUUCAUAUAAAAAUUAACACCACCUGUACUUUACUUUAAAGGAGACAAUGACGUAUUUUCUAAAUUUCUUCUGUAUUUUUGUGGUGGCAAAUGUAAUCUGUGCUGACGACUUUUAUUUUGGAACAUUUCCUAGUGAUUUUGAAUGGGGCUUAAGUGCGUCAGUUUAUAAAACUGGAGCGAAUGGAAAUUACAGUGCAAACGAGAGACUGCAAGACGAUAUAAAAGGCCUACAGGAGCUUGGGGUUAAAACAUUCAGAUUUACCCCAGACUGGAAGCGGCUUUCCCCAGGCGCCACGGGCACAAAUUUACACGGUGAUACUGUUCAGUUCUAUAGCUUACUGAUCGAAGAGUUGCAGAGACAUGGAAUAGAACCACACAUCACAUUGUUUGAUGCCGACAUUCCAGAGAAAAUUCAGGCGGAUGGAGGAUGGAUCAAUGAUAACAGAGCAUGUGAUUUAGGCAAAACAGUUUUCAGUCUAUAUGGAGACAAGGUAUUGACAGAUACUUGGUCGUUAAUUUUAGAAAUUUGCUUCAAGGUGUACGCUAGAAUUCCCUGUAUAUGA
This is a messenger RNA of Mercenaria mercenaria, 600 nucleotides long. RefSeq lists its product as uncharacterized. Bases 85 to 600 code for a protein of 171 amino acids. Gene Ontology annotation, molecular function: beta-glucosidase activity. Gene Ontology annotation, biological process: carbohydrate metabolic process. Lineage: Eukaryota; Metazoa; Mollusca; Bivalvia; Venerida; Veneridae. The transcript has 4 exons. The record is from RefSeq and is a predicted model, not a curated record.